Molecule: messenger RNA, 1302 nt
Organism: Gamsiella multidivaricata
Lineage: Eukaryota; Fungi; Mortierellomycota; Mortierellomycetes; Mortierellales; Mortierellaceae
Product: DNA repair protein-like protein RAD51-like protein A
Exons: 8
Coding region: 175-1200 (341 amino acids)
Biological process (GO): DNA recombinase assembly; mitotic recombination-dependent replication fork processing; double-strand break repair via homologous recombination
Cellular component (GO): condensed nuclear chromosome
Molecular function (GO): double-stranded DNA binding; ATP-dependent DNA damage sensor activity; DNA strand exchange activity
Source: RefSeq, a predicted model, not a curated record
CUUCUUCGCAUACUUUCUUUAAAUGCAGAGUAGCGUGCAAAUAACGAGAACGAACAAUAUUUUGGUGGCAAAAUAGGAAAAAUACGAUAAGUAGCGUGUUCUUUUCUCUCUCCUUUCCCAUCUUCAACCCAACCCACCUUUGCUACUCACAUCGCCCAUUUCCAUUCAACCAACAUGGAGCACGCUCAGCAAGAACACCAGGUCGAGAUGGAGGAGGAAGAGGAGGAUACCUAUGGCAGCCAUUUGCUCACCGAGAAACUGGAGGAAUGCGGCAUUCAAACAGCGGACAUCAAGAAGCUGAAGGACGCAGGCUAUUACACCGUCGAAUCGAUCGCAUUCACUCCAAAGAAGACCCUACUUACCAUCAAGGGUAUCUCGGAGGCCAAAGCCGAAAAGAUUAUCACAGAAGCAUCCCGUCUUGUCCCUAUGGGAUUCACAACGGCAACAGAGUUUCAUGAGAGAAGAAGUACCAUGUUGCAGAUUACGACCGGCUCGGGAGAACUGGACAAGCUGUUGGGUGGAGGCAUCGAGACUGGCGCUAUCACAGAGUUAUUUGGCGAGUUUAGGACGGGAAAGAGUCAGCUUUGUCAUAUGCUGGCAGUUACUUGCCAGCUACCAACGGCAAUGAAUGGUGGCGAGGGAAAGUGCCUUUACAUCGACACCGAGGGAACAUUCCGUCCCGAACGUCUACUCUCGAUCUCCGAGAGAUACAAUCUCAAUGGUGAAGAAGUCCUGGACAAUGUGGCAUAUGCCCGAGCAUACAACACAGACCAUCAGAUGAACUUGCUGGUCCAGGCGGCAGCCAUGAUGUCGGAGUCUCGAUUCGCCUUGUUGAUUGUUGAUAGUGCAACGUCCUUGUACCGUACGGAUUUCUCAGGACGCGGUGAGCUCUCUGCCAGACAGAUGCACAUGGCGCGCUUUUUGAGGAACCUUCAGCGCCUUGCUGACGAGUUCGGUGUCGCUGUUGUUAUCACGAACCAGGUCGUCGCUCAAGUCGAUGGCAUGGCCAUGUUCAAUGCAGAGAGCAAGAAACCUAUCGGAGGAAAUAUUAUGGCGCAUUCUUCAACAACGAGAUUGUCGCUUCGCAAGGCGAGAGGAGAGAACCGUGUGUGCAAGAUCUACGAUUCUCCAUGCCUCCCCGAGUCCGAAGCCCAGUUCUCGAUCGGCCCACACGGUAUCGCAGAUGCCACCGAAGCGUAAUCUUUGGAUCUCCAUCACCUCCUAUUUGUAACUUUUCACUUCACAGUCUCUGUAUUAAUAUUUUCAAACAAAUAAAACAAAAGAUCCCUGGACUACUGUCAC